Messenger RNA from Megalobrama amblycephala (Wuchang bream), 2071 nucleotides. It is a transcript of the gene cyth3a, whose product is annotated as cytohesin 3a. Bases 272 to 1462 code for a protein of 396 amino acids. Gene Ontology annotation, biological process: regulation of ARF protein signal transduction. Gene Ontology annotation, molecular function: guanyl-nucleotide exchange factor activity. The transcript has 13 exons. The record is from RefSeq and is a predicted model, not a curated record. Lineage: Eukaryota; Metazoa; Chordata; Actinopteri; Cypriniformes; Xenocyprididae.
UUCUUCUCACAGUCUCUCUAUGGAUGAAGGCGAAUGGAAGCUGGCAUAGAGCGGGCUGCAUAAUCAUUUGUUUCACCAGGAUUUAUGUCCAUCUAUGCAGCAAUUUAUGGAUUAUGCGAAUUAAAUUUAGAGCUACCCCUGAACUGGGUUACGAUGAGCUCAGUGUGCAUCCUAAUUUGAUUUAAUUUUGUGUUUCACAGACCAGUGUUAUAUUAAUUAGGGUAGUAAUCUUUGACUGCAGCACGUUAUUUACGUCAAGUCUAUUCGCAGCAUGAACAUGGAUGAAGAUAACCGAGUGCCUGAAGAUCUUUCAUUUGAAGAGAGAGAUGAACUGUCUAACAUUAGACGAAGGAAAAAGGAGCUGCUAGAUGACAUUGAGAGGUUAAAGUUUGAGAUCUCAGAAGUCAUGACAGAGAUUGAACAUUUAACAUGUGUCAGAGAGACCAAAAGCACUCAGAGGAACAAGCAGAUUGCUGUUGGAAGAAAGAAAUUCAAUAUGGAUCCUAAAAAGGGAAUCCAAUUUCUUUUGGAGAAUGAUCUUCUGCAGCACACACCUGGGGACAUCGCUCAGUUCCUCUAUAAAGGCGAAGGCUUAAACAAAACUGUCAUAGGAGAUUAUUUAGGGGAACGAGAUGACUUCAACAUUAAGGUUUUGCAGGCAUUUGUGGAGCUUCAUGAGUUUGCUGAUCUCAACCUGGUGCAAGCAUUGAGGCAGUUUUUGUGGAGUUUCAGACUUCCCGGUGAAGCACAGAAGAUAGAUCGAAUGAUGGAGGCCUUUGCUGCUCGAUAUUGCCAGUGUAACCCAGGUGUCUUCCAGUCCACAGACACGUGCUACGUUCUCUCGUUUUCCGUCAUCAUGCUCAACACCAGCCUACACAACCCUAAUGUCAGAGACAAGCCCACAGUGGAAAGGUUCAUCUCCAUGAAUCGGGGCAUCAACGAAGGAGGAGAUCUGCCUGAGGAGCUGCUCAGAAAUUUAUAUGAAAGCAUUAAGAAUGAGCCUUUCAAAAUUCCUGAAGAUGAUGGAAAUGAUCUGACUCAUACAUUCUUUAAUCCAGACCGAGAGGGAUGGUUGCUAAAACUAGGGGGAAGAGUGAAGACCUGGAAGAGGAGGUGGUUCAUUUUGACAGAUAACUGUCUAUAUUACUUUGAAUAUACAACAGACAAAGAGCCUCGGGGGAUCAUUCCACUGGAGAAUCUUAGUAUAAGAGAGGUGGAGGAACCAAGAAAACCAAAUUGCUUUGAGCUUUACAACCCCAGUCAUAAGGGGCAAGUAAUUAAGGCAUGCAAGACGGAGGCUGACGGAAAGGUGGUGGAGGGGAAUCACGUUGUGUACAGAAUAUCUGCACCCACACCGGAGGAGAAGGAAGAGUGGAUCAAAUCCAUCAAGGCAAGCAUUAGCAGGGAUCCUUUCUAUGACAUGCUGGCUACUAGGAAACGGCGAGUGGCUGCUAAAAAGUGAGCUGUAGACCUACAGUUUGGAUUUUAAGGAUCACUCUUCAAAUGUAAACCUUCACAUGGGAUCCUGCACCCUACAGAAGGUGACAGACAGAGAGAGGCAAGAGCUCUCUGAGGAUAAAGAAGGAUAAGAUUUAAAAAAUGUUGGUGUGUGUAUAGGUCCUGUGCUAAUCUGAAGGGUAUGUACUUAAUAUUUCUCUCCAAAUUAAUUGUAUGGGGAGUAGAAUGAUGGAUACAAUUAUAUGCUGAAUUUAUGUUUGUCAAAAAGAACUUUAUGAGACUGACUCAAUAUCUGCCUAAUUCCAUUUGAGGGUCAAAUAUAGAGUGACUAGCGCCCCCUGCAGCCUACAGCAAGAACUUUACUGUCUACUAUCUCAAAUAUCCCGGUGUAGUUGUGUGGAGAUGUUCUCAAAUCAAGUCUAAUUUUAGGAUAUGGCAAUGAGUAGAUGGCCAAGAAAUGUAUGUAAAAUAUACUAAACUACUGGUGAUGAUGUCAAUUCCACUCACAUUUCUUUAAAAAAAAAAGUCUUUGAAUACAGUAAAUAAGUAAAUGAAGACUUAAGAUGCAAAAGCCUCUAAGUGCCAUCUGAAAUUUUCUUCAAAAAUUAGCAUU